This is a messenger RNA of Erythranthe guttata (spotted monkey flower), 735 nucleotides long. The record is from RefSeq and is a predicted model, not a curated record. Lineage: Eukaryota; Viridiplantae; Streptophyta; Magnoliopsida; Lamiales; Phrymaceae.
AAACAAAAGCUUAUUAAAUCUCACUGAUCCUGAAAUUCCAUAUUAUAAAAAAAUAAAAAUAAUAUUAGAAGAGAAUCAAAAGGCAAAAAAAACUAAAGAAUUAAAUAAUGGCGUCGAAUCUGAACCCAAAGUACGCAUACACGGUGGUGUACGUGAGUGACGUGGCCAAAUCCGUCGCCUUCUACGCCAAAGCCUUCGGCUACCACGUCCGCCGCCUCGACGAUUCUCGCCGAUGGGGAGAGCUGGAGAGCGGACAGACGACGAUAGCUUUCACGCCGGCGAAGCAGCACGAGACCGAGGAUCUCACCGGAAAAGUUCAGAUCCCUCAUUCCGACCGCCACAGGAAUUCCGUCGAGGUCUGCUUCGAUUAUUCCGACGUCGAUGCUGCCUACAAGAGAGCGGUGGAGAAUGGGGCGGUGGGGGUGAGUGAGCCGGAGGACAAGGAGUGGGGCCAGAAAGUCGGGUACGUGCGAGAUAUUGACGGGAUCGUUGUCAGGAUGGGAAGCCACGUGCGGCAGCAGUAAAUGAACUCUACUAGUUAUUUAUUGUUAGAUCAUCAAGUAUUUAUGUAUUUAUUACAAUAAAAUUAGUAUUAUUAAUAAUAAAACGUGUUUUUUGUGGUAUAUAAUAUAUUACGACGUCGUGCUGAGAUUUAACUAGAGGUUUGAAAGUUUGGAAUGAAAAUUUCAAUUUUCGUCGGUUCCGAUGCAAAAAAAUAUCCGAUUCGCAACAACU